This is a messenger RNA of Monopterus albus (swamp eel), 2504 nucleotides long. RefSeq names its product glutamate decarboxylase 1-like. Lineage: Eukaryota; Metazoa; Chordata; Actinopteri; Synbranchiformes; Synbranchidae. Gene Ontology annotation, biological process: GABA biosynthetic process. The record is from RefSeq and is a predicted model, not a curated record. The transcript has 7 exons. Gene Ontology annotation, molecular function: glutamate decarboxylase activity; pyridoxal phosphate binding. Gene Ontology annotation, cellular component: cytoplasm; presynaptic active zone. Bases 45 to 815 code for a protein of 256 amino acids.
UCCUUGUUUUGUGUGUAUUUUUUGGUUUGCAGGGUUAUGUUCCAAUGUUUGUCAAUGCCACUGCUGGUACCACCGUCUACGGAGCCUUUGACCCCAUCAAUGAAAUUGCAGACAUCUGUGAAAAAUACAAUAUGUGGCUUCAUGUGGAUGGUGCUUGGGGAGGAAGUUUGCUGAUGUCCAGGAAACACAGACACAAGUUGCAUGGAGUGGAGAGGGCCAACUCGGUCACCUGGAACCCUCAUAAGAUGAUGGGGGUGCCGCUGCAGUGCUCUGCCAUUCUGGUCAGAGAGAGGGGAUUAUUACAAGGCUGCAACUCUAUGUGCGCUGGUUACCUCUUCCAGCCAGAUAAACAGUACGAUGUAACAUAUGACACGGGCGACAAGGCCAUUCAGUGCGGACGACAUGUUGAUAUCUUUAAGUUCUGGCUCAUGUGGAGGGCAAAGGGAACAGUAGGAUUUGAACAGCACAUUGACAAGUGCCUGGAUCUGUCAAUGUACCUCUACAAUAAGAUAAAAAACAGAGGGGGCUUUGAGCUGGUGUUUAACGGAGAGCCUCAGCACACCAACGUGUGCUUCUGGUACAUUCCACCAAAGCUGCGCAGUCUGCCUGAUGGUAAAGAGAGGCGGGAGAGGCUGCACAAGGUGGCCCCAAAGAUCAAGGCACUGAUGAUGGAGUCUGGGACUACAAUGGUGGGUUACCAGCCACAAGGGGACAAGGUCAACUUCUUCCGCAUGGUCAUCUCCAACCCUGCUGCCACCAGGUCAGACAUUGACUUCCUGAUUGAGGAGAUUGAGCGGCUAGGGCAUGAUUUGUAAGAGCUACACCUGUAUUAUAACAUUUUUCUCCCCUAGGCAUUUAGUCUUUUCUGACUCUUGAGAACUUUGAGCUUGGCUUUGUGUCCCUUUUGUUUCAUAAAGACUGAGAUUUUUGCUUACAGGUCUUUUCUCACAACAAAUAAUAAUAGUCCCCGGUAUGUCUCUUCUGUGUCUCUUCUGUCUUUAGCAGCAUAUGUUUAACGAUUUGCACACCAGGUAACUGAGGAAAAAGGGCAGAAUCACAUAAGCACACUGGUAUUCUUGCUAAACCAUAUGUCAGCGCUAGUAAAUGUCAAUGUGAUGAGAUUAACACAGGUUCUUUUUUGUGUAAAUAUGAAAGAGCAAGAAUGCCUAAGCACUCCGAUGAUUCUGUCAUAUAGCAGCUACAAUAAUGUCAUUUUACUGAUGUAAUAUAUGAAGAUCAGCAUUAAAAACAGAAUGAGAUCAAAUAUUUUUGUUUUUACAAGUGACAGAGCACAACGUAGGGAACCUUAUGGCAUUGACAUAAGCAGUAUUAAUGUGAAAUAUGUAUGAUGUACAGACCAUUGGUGCUUCAUGUCAUAAGUAAGUAUCAAGCCAGAUGGACCAUCACAUUCUACCCUAGCUUUGAUAUUAAGUAAGUGGGAACAUAUAACACAGUCACUGUAACAAAUACUGUACUCGAUUGCUGUGUUUUUAGCGAUUUUUGUGUAGAUUGUGUAUAGUAUUGUUACAUUACCUUUGUGCCAAAUGUGUUUUAUUGUGAGAAAAUCCUCUAUGUAAAUCAACCACACAGUAUAGUAUGUUAUACAGUAGAUUAAUCACGGUAUUUAUAUCGAGAGAUUAUAAAUGUCAAUAGGUUAUCUGCUUUUCUGUUCUAUUUGUAAUGUAUCUUUGUUCAUAUUUGGACAAUCUGCUGUAUUAUAUCACCAUUGAUAUACCACUGAAGUCUUUUAGUGUAUUUGUGAACCAAAGAAGGGUUGAAUUACAUUUAUGAACAUGGCUCUUAUUCUCCCUUAUGGAUGGAUUCAGAUGUUUAUAUAAAAAUACGUAACUUUAGCGCAGUCUAUGUUGUGUAACUGUGACGCAUCAUUGUGAUUCACUGACUGAAUGUUGUCGAGACACCUGAGGUGGGAGGUUUGACUGACGCUGGCUGCUGCUGCUUUGUUAGUGAUAUAAAGCACAACACAAAACCAUGAUCGUGGAGCAGCUUUUAUUCUAGGGACAUAUGAUUGUCUGUGUUAUAAUGUGUUAAGUGGAGUAAAACUAUAAUAUGCAACAUUUUGUUUGUUCUAACACGCGUACUAUAGGCACACUUAUGCUGAAAAAACCAAUGUGAGAAAUUGGGAUUAUUUAUCAUUAAGAAUUUUGCUUUGUCAAUGACAUGCAGUGUGCGCUACUCUAAUAGCAUUUACUGAACAAGUGUACAUUCCUUAAUUAGUGGGAUGAAACGUCCCUCGUCAAACCCAACGUAGGCACUUUAACUUUGUACUAUCAGUUGCAGAGUAUUCCUGUUGUAUCCACAUGCUAAUAAAGACGAGAUAUAGAACAUCUGCAGGCACAAGUUUUGCAGUUUGUGAAAAAGGACCUUUAAACCUUACAAAUAAAUAUGUAUGGUGAACAACACUGAUGUGUUGUCAAUGCCUUAACUUCCUAAUUGCCUGGGGUACCCCCCCACCCCCCCACUGCUGUAUGUGUAAAAGUAAUUAU